CUCAUCUCCACUUCCUGUUCUCAGUUCAGGAAGCUGCCAGUUUUUCAGACGGCUGAAGUGUCUCCAUCUUUCUUCUGCUGUUUCUGGUUGUGUCUUUGUUGCGGCGGGGUAGAUUGGGAGGAUCAGUAUGCAGGGUGAAUCUCUCAGAGGAUGUGGAACAGGACUGUUGUGAUGGAGAUAGAGCUGGUCUGAGCGUCUUCUCUCUCUCUUUCUGUGUGUCUGUCAGUGGCCCCUAAGCCUGUGCACCUGCUGACCCCCGAGAGCCAGGGUCCCGUCUGAAGGUUCAUCCAGGGCUUCCACAGCUCCAGGUUUCUGUGUCUCCGGCGGAGGAACUGGCAUGGAUCCUCCAGCCUCUCGAGAGCCGGACGCCAGCGGUCAGUCCCCACCGGUGCCUGAGGAUGGACUUACAUUUAAAGCAUGUGAAAUCUCUGAGCUUUUGAGAUUGUCCAGCUUAAACUCCUUCCCGACGGACUCAGCCAGUGACACGGUGAUUACAGAUGAACUUCAGAAAGAGCAUCAGAGACACUCCAGUAGCGGUUUGGAGAAUAAUCACAGUGACUCAGACGCCGAGCGUCGUGAAGGGAGCAGCAAGCAUGGAGACGGUGAGCAGGAGCGGCCGCAGGGUCACGAGGGGACGGAGGCAGACGGGAAGAUCCCCAACCGGGACAGCGGCAUCGACAGUCCCUCCUGCGGGGGAGAGGGCGAGGGCUUCCCGAACGAGGAGCCCAUCGAGGAGGAGGACAGGAACGACAGCAGCACCACAGAGACAGAGUCAUGUGUCACCGCCGGAAACAAACGGGACUCCACGCAGGACGAGGACAGUGACCUGGACGAGGGGAGCUGUGAAGAUCCUGAGGGUCUGCCGUCUGAGUCGCAGAAGUUGUUGAACAUUGCUAAAGAGUUGCUUCAGACAGAAGAGGCAUAUGUCAAAAGACUCAACCUGCUGGACCAGGUGUUUUGUGCCCGUCUGACGGAGGCUGGUAUCCCUGCUGAGGUCAUCACAGGAAUCUUCUCCAACAUCUCCAGCAUCUAUCUGUUCCACCAACAGUUCCUGCUGCCUGAACUACAGACACGCAUCACAAAGGAGUGGAGCUGUAAUCCACGCAUAGGGGACAUCCUGCAGAAGCUGGCCCCGUUCCUGAAGAUGUACGGCGAGUAUGUGAAGAACUUCGAUCGUGCCAUGGAGCUGGUGAGCACCUGGACGCAGCGCUCGGCUCAGUUCAAGAGCGUGGUCCAGAGCAUCCAGAAGCAGGAGGUGUGUGGGAACCUGACACUGCAGCAUCACAUGCUGGAGCCGGUGCAGCGGAUCCCACGCUAUGAGCUCUUACUGAAGGACUAUCUGAAGAAGCUGCCCACCAGAGCCCCAGACCACAGAGAUGCACAGAAUGCUCUGGAGCUGAUCUCCACCGCAGCGAACCACUCCAACGCUGCCAUCAGGAAAAUGGAGAAGAUGCACAAACUGUUGGAGGUGUAUGAGAAGUUGGGUGGAGAGGAGGACAUCGUUAAUCCAGCUAAUGAAUUCAUUAAAGAAGGCCACUUGAAGAAGAUGUCAGCUAAGAACGGCAGUGCACAGGACCGAUACCUCUAUCUGUUCAAUAACAUGAUGCUGUAUUGUGUGCCCAAGCUGAGGCUGAUGGGACAGAAGUUUAGUGUCCGAGAGCGAAUCGAAAUCGCAGGGAUGGAGGUUCAGGAAAACGUCAAGCAGAACGUCUCUCACACUUUCACCAUCAUCGGCAAACAGCGCUCGCUCGAGCUGCAGGCCAGGACGGCUGAGGAGAAGGACGACUGGAUAAAAGUGAUCCUGGCCACGAUUGAGAAGCACAAGCAGAACAGUGAGACGUUCAAAGCUUUCAACACCUCCUUCAGCCGUGAUGAAGAGCACACACCUGACACGCCGGGCCAGUGUACGAGUACAUGUGAGGCAGACGGAGCUCAGCACGAGAGGAAGAGCUCAAAGAAACGAGAGAAGGAGAGAGAAACAUGCAAAGUCUGCAGCGAGGCCUUCCACUUCACCAAGCGCAAGCACCACUGCAAGAGCUGCGGCGCGGCCGUCUGUGGGAAGUGUUCGAAGGUGUCUGAGAGCAAGAACAGCCGCGUGUGUAAGCCGUGUUUUGAAGGGCUGCAGGGAGCUGAAGGGACAGCAGGGGGCAGCACUGAGCCCAAGAGAAAACUGGAGAAGCAGCUGUCAGUUGCUCAGUCUUCUCAACGGACAGGAAGAGGAGAGGAGUUGGAACAAGAGCUGGGCGGCCAUCAUUGAAGCACAGCUUUACCAGCAAACCAGUGCACAGAUUCAGUGCUGUGCCUCUGUCGGUCAUAGGUCUCUCUGGCUGACAUCAGUGACAUGAGAAGAAGAACGAGUUCAAGAAUCGGAAUGGAGCUCCUGUCACAUGCUGUAAAGGGAGGAGCCAACAAGAUGUCAGUCACAGCCAGAGCCAAU
Messenger RNA from Carassius gibelio (silver crucian carp), 2437 nucleotides. RefSeq names its product FYVE, RhoGEF and PH domain-containing protein 3. The transcript has 17 exons. The record is from RefSeq and is a predicted model, not a curated record. Gene Ontology annotation, molecular function: guanyl-nucleotide exchange factor activity; metal ion binding. NCBI's taxonomy places the organism in Eukaryota, Metazoa, Chordata, Actinopteri, Cypriniformes, Cyprinidae. Gene Ontology annotation, cellular component: cytoplasm. Gene Ontology annotation, biological process: cytoskeleton organization; filopodium assembly. The coding region runs from base 338 to 2257 and encodes 639 amino acids.